CGCCCCUCUUCCCCAUUCUCCCAUUCCCCCCCAGGAUCACCCUCAUCCAUUCACUGCGUGCACAGCGCGAUAAUAGGACCCUCUCUCCAGAUCGAGGCAGGCCUGAGAACUUGACAGUGUCCACUCCACGGCCCAAUGCCAAUGCCAAUGCAUGCCCAUUGCCGCCGCCCAGCUUGUGCCUCCCCCCCCACUACUUUGACCCAGUCGCGAGUCUCCCAGACUCCUCCCGUGCUGGCGUCGUGCAUCGUGAUCGAUCAUCUCAAAGCUCCAAGCUCGCCUCGCCAUACCCCGCCAGAUCCUGCCGCCAGCUUGAACCAGCCUGAACCAGCUUCUGUGUCACCUCCGCAAUCACCUCGUCUGAGCGCUGUGCUGCCUCAAUUCCAUCGCUCUCGCUCUUCGCUCUUCACCCUCUCGCAGAAGCUGCUUCACCAUGGGCCUGUUCAAGCGCAAAGACUCGAAACACUCCAUCCACAGCGACAGAGAUGAGCAGGACAACCACUCCUCGCACAGCACGCGCACGUCGACUGCCUCGCUCAAGUCCCCCGCACUCCUCUCCUCCAGCACGCUGCCAGCCUCCAUCCCUGAAGUGCCCAUCUCAAGGCCCCCCGACCCGAGUCUUGACCCUGCUGCCUAUCUUCGAAGCAUCCAUGCCGUGAGAGAGCGGUCGCGCAUUGUCUCGGACAGGGCCAGGGCCAAUCGCUUGAACCAUUUCGAUGUCGACAUGAGCAAGUUUGAAGCCACGGCUUCGUAUGUGGUUUCGAUUAUAAAGAGAGAUUAUGCCCCCAACUACUCCUCAAUUCCUCCUCACGGUCGUUGGCAACACUUCGAUGUGGGUGGAAGACCGCGGAUCAAUCAACUUCUACAGUCGUGGCCCAGCACGAUCGAUGUGCAAGAACGAACUCGGAGGUUGAUCGAUUUAUUCCUGAUUUCCGUCUUGCUGGAUGCAGGUGCCGGGACUACAUGGGUUUACAAAUCAAAGGAGUCUGGCAAGAUUUACUCGCGAAGUGAAGGCUUGGCCGUGGCCAGCUUAGAGAUGUUCAAGAGUGGUUUGUUUAGUAGCGAUCCCACCGAGCCGUGUCAAGUUGAUGGAGCGGGACUUAAGAGAAUCACAGUCGAGACACUAGCCAAGGGUAUGCAGCAUUCGGAGUCAAACAUGCUGGCAGGAAUAGAAGGUCGUGCCGGACUCCUCGUCCGACUGUCGGAGGCUCUGAAUAACCAGGACCUAUUUGGCGUUGAUGCCCGUCCAGGCAACAUGCUUGAUUACUUGCUUUCUCAUCCUUCCACCCUCGCAUCUUCUGUGCCCAUUGUGUCCGUACCCACCCUCUGGUCCGUUCUCAUGGAUGGCCUCUCGGAAAUCUGGCCGCCAUCCCGGACGCAAAUUGACGGGGUCUCGAUCGGCGAUGCAUGGGUGUGCUCUGCCUUGCCCAAGUCUCCCCCAGCCAAACCCUGGGAGAGUAUCGCCCCGUUUCAUAAGCUGACCCAAUGGCUUUGCUACUCAAUCAUGGUACCAAUGACGAGGUUAAUGAAAAUCCAUUUCGCCGGUUCCGAGCUGCUGACGGGGCUCCCUGAAUACCGAAACGGCGGUCUUCUCAUUGAUAUGGGGCUGUUGACGCUGAAAGACCACGAUAUGGAAAGGGGGCUUAGAGCAUACAAGGAGAAUGCUCGGAUUAGAGGACAACCCAGCGUAGAGGUUGCUCCUCUGUUCACGGCUGAUGACGAUGUCAUUGUGGAGUGGCGCGCAACCACCGUUUGCUUCCUCGAUGACCUGCUAGAGGAGGUCAACCACCAACUCGGUCUUCGCGGCGACGAUGCCCUUUCCCUCGCUCAGCUACUGGAAGCUGGCACAUGGAAGGGCGGCCGUGAACUUGCCGAAGUGUCGAGGCCCAACACCAAAGAGCCACCGAUCAUGAUCCUCUCUGAUGGCACCGUUUUCUAAUUUUCUCCUGACUAAUUCAUUGUCAUUAUAUAUCUAUAAAUAUUGCGGCAACAUCAUAUCUAUCAGGAGUAUAUUUUGUUGGGACAAUUUGAUCUGCUAUACCAUUAUUAUUAUGUACUUGUCUCAUUGUUUUAUUCAUAACACUGCGAUUCAUGACAGGAUAAGAUAAUGCAACGGCUUCGCAUCAGCUUGAAAAAAAUAUAUACCAUUUAAUAUAGAUAAUCUAUACAAUUAUAUUGUA
Molecule: messenger RNA, 2177 nt
Organism: Talaromyces proteolyticus
Lineage: Eukaryota; Fungi; Ascomycota; Eurotiomycetes; Eurotiales; Trichocomaceae
Exons: 4
Coding region: 431-1936 (501 amino acids)
Source: RefSeq, a predicted model, not a curated record